Diceros bicornis minor is the source of this 2470-nucleotide messenger RNA. It is a transcript of the gene YARS1, whose product is annotated as tyrosyl-tRNA synthetase 1. Gene Ontology annotation, molecular function: tyrosine-tRNA ligase activity; ATP binding; tRNA binding. The transcript has 13 exons. Gene Ontology annotation, biological process: tyrosyl-tRNA aminoacylation. The coding region runs from base 127 to 1713 and encodes 528 amino acids. Lineage: Eukaryota; Metazoa; Chordata; Mammalia; Perissodactyla; Rhinocerotidae. The record is from RefSeq and is a predicted model, not a curated record.
ACGAGCUCAGCUGAUGCAACCUAACCGGACCCGCGUGACACUUCCCGGCACGCGGCGGCGGCGGCGGCGGCGACCGAGGAAGGGGCGCGAGUGCCGGGCCGAGCGCGGGAGACAGGUGACGGAGCCAUGGGAGACGCUCCGAGCCCUGAAGAGAAGCUGCACCUUAUCACCCGGAACCUGCAGGAGGUUCUGGGGGAAGAGAAGCUGAAGGAGAUACUGAAGGAGCGGGAACUUAAAGUUUACUGGGGAACGGCAACCACAGGCAAGCCUCAUGUGGCUUACUUCGUGCCUAUGUCUAAGAUUGCAGACUUCCUGAAAGCAGGAUGUGAGGUAACGAUUCUGUUCGCGGACCUUCAUGCAUAUCUGGAUAACAUGAAAGCCCCCUGGGAACUUCUAGAACUUCGAGCCAGCUACUAUGAGAAUGUGAUCAAGGCAAUGCUGGAGAGUAUUGGUGUGCCCUUGGAAAAGCUCAAGUUCAUCAAAGGCACUGAUUACCAGCUCAGCAAAGAGUACACGCUAGAUGUGUACAGACUCUCCUCCCUGGUCACACAGCACGAUGCCAAGAAAGCUGGAGCUGAGGUGGUAAAGCAAGUGGAGCACCCUUUGCUGAGUGGUCUGCUGUACCCCGGACUACAGGCCUUGGAUGAAGAAUAUUUGAAAGUAGAUGCCCAGUUUGGAGGCAUUGAUCAGAGAAAGAUCUUCACCUUUGCAGAGAAGUACCUCCCUGCACUUGGCUACUCAAAACGGGUCCAUCUGAUGAAUCCUAUGGUUCCAGGAUUAACUGGUAGCAAAAUGAGCUCUUCAGAAGAGGAUUCCAAGAUUGAUCUCCUUGAUCGGAAGGAAGAUGUGAAGAAAAAACUGAAGAAGGCCUUCUGUGAGCCAGGGAAUGUGGAGAACAAUGGGGUUCUGUCCUUCAUCAAGCACGUCCUCUUUCCUCUCAAGUCUGAGUUUGUGAUCCUUCGAGAUGAGAAAUGGGGUGGAAACAAAACCUACACAGCUUACUUGGACCUGGAAAAGGACUUUGCUGAUGAGGUCCUACACCCUGGAGACCUAAAGAAUUCUGUUGAAGUCGCCCUGAACAAGUUGCUGGAUCCCAUCCGGGAAAAGUUUAAUACCCCUGCGCUGAAGAAACUGGCCAGCUCUGCCUACCCAGAUCCCUCGAAGCAGAAGCCAACUGCUAAAGGCCUUGCGAAGAAUUCAGAACCAGAGGAGGUCAUCCCAUCCCGGCUGGAUAUCCGUGUGGGGAAAGUCAUUAGUGUGGACAAGCACCCAGAUGCAGACAGCCUGUAUGUGGAGAAGAUUGAUGUGGGGGAAGCUGAGGCACGGACUGUGGUGAGCGGCCUGGUGCAGUUCGUGCCCAAGGAGGAACUACAGGACCGGCUGGUGGUGGUGCUGUGCAACCUGAAACCCCAGAAGAUGAGAGGAGUCGAGUCUCAAGGCAUGCUUCUGUGUGCUUCUAUAGAAGGAGGGAGCCGCAAGGUUGAGCCUCUGGACCCUCCUGCAGGCUCUGCUCCUGGUGAGCGAGUGUUUGUGAAGGGCUUUGAGAAGGGCCAACCCGAUGAAGAGCUCAAGCCCAAGAAGAAAGUCUUUGAGAAGUUGCAGGCUGACUUUAAAAUUUCUGAGGAGUGCAUCGCACAGUGGAAGCAAACCAACUUCAUGACCAAGCUGGGUUAUGUCUCCUGUAAAUCGCUGAGAGGGGGGAUCAUUAGCUAGCCAACCCAGCAUCGUCCUCCCUUCUCCCAUCAUCCCAAGUCAUCUGCUGUCUCCUCAACGUGCUCCUCCAUCACCCAUUUGCCCAUUUCCCAGGACACUGAAGCAGGAAAUUUGGGACUUUAUUAGGUGCAGAACUUGGUAAGGGGCAGCUAGCUCAUUCUUCCCCGAAUCCCGGAUCAUCCUGCCUGGCUGCAGUGCGGGGCUGACCUCCCAGGUAGUAACAGGGGCAGGGCAGCAGCAGGGAGUCCAGCUCUACCUUCUUCCCUUGGCAGCUGACUUGAGAAAUCUGGUUUCAAUAUAACUCAAAAAAAAGUUUGUACCACAAUCCUUCUAAUUUGAAAAAUAUUCGUUCCCAAGUUUUCCUCGAGUUAUCCCAGCAGCUGUGCCUCUGGCUGUGAUCUGGUGCCUGAACUGGGCUAAUUACAGCUUCUCUCCAAACAGGAAAUUGUGGGAUUUGAGAAGGGAAAACAGAGAACCUAGUGGUCUACCAAGUGGUUGGCCACUUUUCCCAGUGCCUGCCAACCCUGAGGCUUGGCACUGGGGGGCAAGGCUUGCCCCCAGAGCUCCUGGAAUUUUCCUUGAUCCUGCUAGGUUGGGACACUCCCUAAACCAGCCAUGUGUUGUUAACAUCAGAAGUGGGGUGGAUGGCACAGCCUGGUUCUUUCUUCAGAGAGGGUGGGGUACUUCUCCAUAAGGCAUCUCCAUCAGAAUCACUAACCAUCACUGUCAUGAAUUCAAAUAAAAUGUCUGAACAAGG